AUGCACCACGGAAGCGGAGCACAUUACCACGUCCCCCUUGCGCUGACGAUUGUCAGCGGCGUCUUCUUGCUGCUGGGGGCCUUGUGCGGCUUGGCUGUCUUGGGAGAUAUCGUCUGGCGGCGAGGAUGGAGGAGCAUGAUGGGGAUUAUGAUCUUAGUCUAUCCCAUCAACGCCCUCUAUGCCUUUCCGACUGUUCUUCUCUACUGGAAGUUUGGACGGCCGACGGCACCCCUGCAACAGGCUGACGACCGAGAGGGAGGUGAUAACAAAUGCAGUCGACAUGACUCACGCAACGACAGUGGAGUCGUAGAUCCACAAACCAUCUCGUCUACCACCCCUGCAACACCUGCAGCCCUGCCAAAGUCCGUAUCCGAAAACCGGGGUGUUGGAGCGUAUGGUGAUGCGCCGCACUGUCACCACCAUGCCGCUGCUGCUUCACGCCCCAUGUGGGUGACUGUCUUCGUGGGCGUAGCACACUGCGGAGCGGGUUGCGUCUUGGGCGAUGUGGUCGGUGAAUGGCUCGUACAUGGCACGAACGCCACGAUCAAUGGCCAGAUGAUAUGGCCUUGCUUGCUCGUGGACUACGCCUUCGCCCUGCUGUUCGGCGUUGCGUUCCAGUACUUCUCCAUCGCUCCCAUGAGCGGAGAGUACGGCGUGAAGACGGUCUGGCGCGCGGCCAAGGCGGAUAUCCUGUCGUUGACGAGUUUCGAGGUGGGUGCUUUUGCGUGGAUGAUCAUCUACCAGGUUGGAAUUUUCGAGUACAAACUUGAGAUGACCACUUGGACGUAUUGGUGGCUCAUGCAAAUGGGCAUGAAUCUCGGAUAUGCCACAGCCGUGCCUAUGAACUGGUGGCUGCUCACAAAGGGAAUCAAGGAGCCUUGCUGCUGA
Molecule: messenger RNA, 888 nt
Organism: Zasmidium cellare ATCC 36951
Lineage: Eukaryota; Fungi; Ascomycota; Dothideomycetes; Mycosphaerellales; Mycosphaerellaceae
Exons: 4
Coding region: 1-888 (295 amino acids)
Source: RefSeq, a predicted model, not a curated record